This is a messenger RNA of Cuscuta europaea, 10731 nucleotides long. The record is from the annotation of a GenBank genome assembly. NCBI's taxonomy places the organism in Eukaryota, Viridiplantae, Streptophyta, Magnoliopsida, Solanales, Convolvulaceae.
GGAUGCAAUCCUUACUUUCUGAUGACUGGCCUUUUCUCCGAGCUUGCUUGAAGUAUCCUCACUUCACUCCGCACUUCACUCCGGUUAGUUAAACAGAAUCUUCUAAGCGUUGAUCAAUUCUGUGCGAGGGCUUUCUGAGGGUGUUUCUUUUGAAGUCGAUUUUGCUCAAGGCUAAACUUGUUCUUAAUGGACUUGUCUUAGCGAUUCUGUUCUCUGGGAAGCAGAAGAGUGCAGUUCUGACAGUCGACUAACUGAUACUUACAACUGAAAAAUUCUAAGUACAAUUUAUCUACGGUGGUACUCUAAAUUUCUAAUUUGUACAAGAUAAUCAAAAUCUAAAUACAAUUUAUUCCUUACAAUCAUAAUUGUGUAGAGUAACGAGCAAUCAUCGGUGCUUCUGAGUAGUCGAUACUAUUCGCUACUCGGCCUUUGACGUACAUUAACAACUUAACUUGCAAUCUUUUUGCAUAAAUGAGAUGAAAUCCCACAUCCCUUAUCAUCAUAGAUUUUUCCAUUGCAUGAAAAAUAUCAUGAGACAAUGAGGAGUUGUGAUAAUCUCUAGUCAUGUACUUACGUCUUAUUGCUAGAUUAAUAUUGUAGAAUCGACCACUACAAUUGAACAAGAUGGAAUGCAACUAAUUGUAACGUGUGUACGGAGGACAGAGAAUUCUGUUAGUAAUCAGGGACAUGUGGCACACGAUCCACAACAAGUGGGAGUCAGGCACAACUCUCGCGUGAUGAAAGAGAAUAUAAUGCUGAAAGAUUACGCGAUGGGGUCAAGUUGCAGUACACUGAAGAUGGAUCUCUGGAGCCAACCAGUUUAAUUGUUCCUUGUUUUUCUUCUUCUUAAUGUUUGAGACUUGUUGCCAGACAAUUGUGGCUAUUUAUAAAUUGUAAACGUACUGUUGUCGUAUACUCUGUUAGUAUUUCGUUUCAUUGGUGCUUUCAUUAUACUUCCAUGGCUGAGGGCACUCGUUUGAAGGAACUGCAAACGGACAUUCGUACACACGCGGACGAUAUUCAUCGCAUCGGCCAAACAAUGGAUAUACGCUAUCAGGAGCAAAAUGAUAAGAUGAUGCAAAUUUAGACAUCUAUGGAGCAAAUUCAAUUGGCGGUGAAUCAGUUGCAAAGUGCUUCUCAACCACCUGGGAGUUCCACGAGCUCUGGCUCUCCAUUUGUUUCACCGAUGACAGCUUCUUUGCCUAUUAGAGAGAUUUCUCUGGGAUUUCCACACUUUGAUGGCACCACACCAGUUAUGGAAUGGAUUUUUAAAGCAGAAAAAUUAUUCUCUUAUCACAAUACUCCAGAUGCUGCUCGAGUGGACAUUGCUGCAAUGCAUUUUGACACGGACGUUGUCGCCUGGUUUCAAAUGUCCCAAAAAUUAUCCAUUGUAUCUACAUGGAAGGAGUUGAUUCAUGCCUUGGAAUCACAAUUUGGUCCUUCCCCUUUUGAUUGUCCAAUGAUUGAGCUCUUUACACUGCAACAAACAGGUUCGGUAUCUGAUUACUACCUCCACUUUACAUCAUUAGCUAAUAGAUCAUUGGGAUUGAGUGAUGAGGCCUUCCUUAACUGCUUUAUUAGUGGGUUAAAUAAGGAUUUAAGACGAGAUGUUGUUGCUAUGUGUCUCCCCACCUUAAUACGUGCAGUUGCGUUAGCUAAACUCUAUGAAGAUAAAUAUAGCCCUGUUUCCAUGCCAAUUAGACAUGUUCCUACCCCAAAAUAUUCCACUAUAUCUUCUAUGCCUGUUCCUACUCUUCAUCAGCCAAAACCACAAGUCAAAGCAGGGUUGCCUCCAUUUUUACCUACUCCACCCGGGCCAACUUUAAGAAAUCCAAAUGUUAGAAGGAUUACUCCAGCUGAAAUGCAAUUGAGGCGGGAAAGAGGCUUGUGUUAUUUCUGUGAUGAGAAAUUCUCUUUUAACCCUAAAUAAAUGCCCUAAUAAGCAAGUUCUGUUAUUACAAAUAGAAGAGGACAAUAAGGAAGAACCAUGCAAUGUAGCGGAAUUUGAAGCUAUUCAGGAAAUUGAGACAGUAGAACCUGCAGAUCAUCAUUUAUCUUUGAAUGCCUUGAAAGAGGGGAUGGGGGCUGGUACUAUCAGAUUCAUUGCUUAUAUUGAUAAAUUACCUAUAACUGUUUUGUUGGAUAGUGGCAGCUCUGACAAUUUCUUGCAACCUCGAGUGGCAAAGUUUCUAAAACUUCCUGUCGAACCAGCUCCUCAAUUUAAAGUAAUGGUUGGCAAUGGAAACUACAUGUCUUCCGAAGGAGUGGUUAAGAAUUUGAGGGUCCAAGCUCAGGGCAAUGCUUUUCAGUUACAGGCAUUUUUGCUUCCCAUAUCGGGUGCAGACUUAAUUUUUGGAGCUAGUUAGCUGAAGUCUAUUGGUCCCCACAUUGCGGACUAUGAUGCAUUACAAAUCAAAUUUAUGUGGAAGGAUAGAUUCAUUACACUGAAUCUAUUGCUGAAGGGGGAUGGUGCAUUACUAAAGGGGGAUGGUGCCUUAGUUCCUGAGCAGGCUCAAUUACAUCAAAUACGGAGAAUGGUAGAAACUAAUUCUAUUGCUGAAGUUUAUUCGUUACAGAUUGAGGAGCCAGAGGUAGUUUAUUCUAUUGCUGAACUGGGUCGAUUAUUGCACACUUACCAGGAUGUUUUUGCAGAGCCUAGCAGUUUACCUCCUCCAAGAUCUCAUGAUCAUUUUAUUCCCUUAUGGGAGGGGUCUCAACCUGUGAAGGUUAAACCUUAUAGGUAUCCUCAUAGUAAAAAAGAAGAAAUAGAGCAAUUGGUAUCCGGGAUGUUGAAAGAAGGUAUUAUCCAGCCGAGUAAGAGCCCUUUUUCAUCCCCUAUUAUCUUGGUCAAAAAGAAAGAUGGUCAUGGAGAGUAUGUACUGACUACAGGGCUUUGAAUGCUAUCACUAUCAAGGAUAGUUUUCCUAUUCCUACGGUGGAUGAACUGAUUGAUGAACUUUUUGGAGCUUCAUUCUUUUCUAAGCUCGAUUUAAGGUCUGGUUAUCAUCAAAUAUUGCUUAAACCUGAAGAUAGACACAAGACAGCAUUUCAGACUCAUCAAGGUCAUUAUGAAUGGUUGGUUAUGCCUUUUGGAUUGACUAACGCACCUACCACCUUUCAAAGUCUUAUGAAUGAAAUCUUUAUGGGGCUGUUAAGAAAAUUUGUUUUGGUUUUCUUUGAUGAUAUUCACGUGUACAGUACUACAUGGGAAGAUCAUUUACAUCAUUUGGAAGUGGUUUUGGGCAUCUUAAAACUACAACAAUUAUUUGCCAAAUUUUCAAAGUGUUGUUUUGGAGUUCAGCAAAUUGAUUAUUUGGGACACACUCUUUCUGGCUCAGGUGUUGCUAUGGAUACCAACAAAUUAGAAGUUGUCCAACUGUGGCCUGAACCUCAUUCACUGAGACAGUUACGAGGAUUUCUUGGUCUCACGGGUUAUUACCGACGAUUUGUCAAAUCUUAUGCUAGCAUUGCAGCUCCCUUAACAGAUUUAUUAAAGAAAGAUUCUUUCAAAUGGACUUCAACUGCAUCUGAAGCAUUUCAGCAACUUAAGAUAGCCAUGACAUCUGCACCGGUGUUUGCUAUUCCCAAUUUCAAGGAGAUAUUUGUACUAGAAACCGAUGCUUCGGGAACUGGAGUGGGUGCAGUCCUAAGCCAGAAUAAGCAUCCUAUUGCUUACUUUUCAAAAAAGUUGUCCUUAAAAAUGCAAAGACAAUCUGCUUAUAUAAGAGAAUUUUAUGGUAUAACUGAGGCUUUAGCCAAAUUCAGACACUACCUCUUGGGCCACAAGUUCGUAAUUAAAAUAGAUCAGAAGAGUCUUGAAGAGUUGCUUGAACAACGCCUUCAAACUCCGGAACAACAGCAAUGACUUCCUAAAUUUCGAGGCUAUGACUUUACGAUUCAAUAUAAACCUGGGAGUGAAAAUAUAUCGGCUGAUGCUUUAUCCAGAAGCUUCUUGAUGGCAAUGUCAGCUCCUAUGCACUCAUGGAUUAACAAGGUAAUUGACUCAACUAAGAAGGACCCAACAUUAUCCAAGAUUUAUCAAGAAUGUUUGCAGGGUCAAUCUUCCAAAUCUGAAUAUCAGAUUCAGAAUGGGUUAGUGCUAUUUAAAGAUAAAAUAAUGCUCCUCUGGAUCGGGAGUUGUUCCAGAUUAUGCAUGAAUUUCAUGAUUCUAAGAUUGGCGGUCAUUCGGGGAUUAACCGCACAUUGGCUCGAAUAGCUGCGCAGUUUUAUUGGGAGGGUAUGCGAAAUGAUAUUCAUCGGUUUGUACGAGAAUGUGCUAUUUGUGAGCAAGCCAAGACUGAUCACGCGUUACCAACAGGGCUGUUACAGCCACUUCCUAUUCCUCAACAAAUCUGGGAGGAUAUAGCGAUGGAUUUUAUUGUGCAAUUACCUUCUUCCCAAGGUUUUACAACUAUUAUGGUGGUUGUUGAUAGACUAUCCAAGUUUGGCUAUUUUAUUCCGUUAAAAUCUGAGUUUAAUAGCAAAAUGGUGUCUGAAGCUUUCAUCUCUGACAUUGUUAAAAUACACGGGUUCCCUAAAACCAUUGUCUCUGAUCGAGACAAAAAUUUUAUUAACAGCUUCUAGCAACAUUUAUUUAAAGCUCAAGGAACAACACUUGCAAUGAGCUCCUCUUAUCACCCUCAGACCGAUGGCCAGACUGAGAACCUAAAUAAAACUCUCGAGAUGUAUCUCAGGUGUUUUGUCUUUGAAAAUCUUAAACAAUGGGUGACUAUGCUUCCUUGGGCCCAAUUCUGGUAUAAUACUUCAUUCCAUCAAAGCUUGGGUAUGACACCAUUUCAAGCUGUUUGUGGUAGCCUUCCACCUAGUAUACUACGCUAUGAGAAUGAUCCGAAGGAUAACAGGUCUGUCAAAGAAUUAUUACAGCAGCGAGAUCAGCUUUUAGAUAAACUCAAGGCCCAGUUAUCUCGAGCUCAACAAUACAUGAAAAUGCAAGCUGACAAAAGCGCAUGGAUUUACAAUUUUAGGCGGGUCAGUUGGUUUUGGUUAAGCUGCAGCCUUAUAGGCAACAUUCAUUAAGUUUGAGAAAGAACCAAAAAUUGGGCAUGCGCUAUUUUGGUCCCUUUCCGAUCAUUGAGAAAAUCGGCUUUGUUGCUUAUAAAUUACAGCUUCCUCAACCUGCCAAAAUACAUCCGGUAUUUCAUAUUGCUCUUUUAAAACCAUUCCAUGGAUCAACCUAUCAACCGUAUCUUCCGUUUCCAAUCACAUCUAAUGAGUUGGGUCCAGUGAUUAGCCCCUGUAAAGUGUUGGAUGUCCGCGUUGUGAAGCGUUUAGAGACCUUGGUGUCUCAAUUGUUGAUUGAGUGGGAAGCAACUACUGCUAAGGAUGCAACAUGGGAAGACUUGCAAGACAUCCGAGAAUCUUAUCCUCAAUUCAACCUUGAGGACAAGGUUGUUUUCGAUGUGGAGGGUAAUGUAGCGUGUGUACGGAGGACAGAGAAUUCUGUUAGUAAUCAGGGACACGUGGCACACGAUCCACAACAAGUGGGAGUCAGGCACAGCUCUCGCGUGAUGAAAGAGAAUAUAAGGCUGAAAGAUUACGCGAUGGGGUCAAGUUGGAGGUGAAGAAUACUGCUGCAGUACACUGAAGAUGGAUCUCUGGAGCCAACCAGUUUAAUUGUUCAAUGUUUUUCUUCUUCUUAAUGUUUGAGACUUGUUGCCAGACAAUUGUGGCUAUUAAUAAAUUGUAAACGUACUGUUGUCGUAUACUUUGUUAGUAUUUCGUUUCACUAAUCCUCAUAAUAUGUACUACCAUUUCAUUUGAAGUUAGAGAAAAUGGUCAAUUGUUGUUAGGAAUUGGGCUUAAUAGACUGUUGGGAAUUGGGCCUAAUAGACUAAGAAUAAUAAUAAGUGUAUUAGUUAGUAUAAAUAAACUAAAUUGGGGAGAAGUCAAGGGGAUUUUGAGACAUUUUAAUCUGGGAUUUUGGGAAGAUCGAGAACUUUCUCUUUCUUUUGGGGGGCUACGGCUCAUUGGGGGCUUCGGCCAUUGUUACGGAACUUUUCUUCUUCAAUAACAUUUCAGUUGUUUUGCUUAAUAUCUUCUGUGGAUUUUCUGCACAUCAGGAGCUUGUUUUAUCAUUGGUAUCAGAGCACGUAGAUUCUGUGGAUGGUCUGGACACGGACAAAGAUGGAUUUGCGGAUGAAUGAGUUGGAGAAUAACCACAACAGAUUGGAUGAUAAGGUGGAUAGGAAUCAUCAACAAACGACAGAGAUGUUGGCAACGAUUAUGGCCAGAUUGGAUGCAAGCGAUCGAGAUCGAUCGAGAAGUAGGUCGCAUCGCUCAUCUGCAUCGCAUCGCACUUCUCACCUUCAUCAUUCGCGACACUCAGCGAGUUCUGAGAACUCAGAAGGGUACGACAACCGUUCACCACCACACCGCCAUCACCAUCGCCGCAGGGGACAUGAUCACCACCAACGAACUGGAAGAAAAAUUGACUUACCAAUUUUUAACGGAGAAGAUGUUAUGGGAUGGCUGGUAAGAAUGAACCGUUAUUUCCGCCUGAAUCAUACGGAGGAAGAAGACAAAAUUGAUGUUGCCGUGAUAGCCAUGGAAGACCAGGCACUGAGCUGGUUCCAAUGGUGGGAAGGCCAGGCUCAUCACCAGACUUGGUAGAGUUUUACGAAGGAUCUAAGCAAACGUUUUCAACCAAAUUUGGUGCAGGAUCCUCUGCGAUCUUUGUUUAGUUUGAAGCAAAAAGGGACGGUGAAGGAGUACAGAGAUAAGUUUGAAGUUGCUAUAGCUUCGCAGGGGCAUCUGACUGAGGAGGUACUUAGAGGAGUGUUCCUCAAUGGGUUGAAACGAGAUGUAAGGGCUGAAUUGAAAUUAUAUCCUACAAGAACCCUAGCUGCUGUCAUGGACACAACUUCCUUGAUUGAAAACAAGAACUAUGAAGCCAACAUCAUAAAGAAUAAAGAUGAGGGAAAGAAGAUUCUGAAAAUAAAUUCAGCAGGUGGACAGAGGUAUCAUAAAUGGGGAGAUGGUAGUAGAAAUAGUUAUAAUCUGACAUCUACAAAUCAUUGAAGGAUCAAGUUCUGUCUCCAAGAAUACAUGCCCCAGAUUAUCACAGAAUGAGCUGCAAGAAAGAAGUAAGAAAGGGUUAUGUUUUAAAUGUGGUGAAAACUGGAAUCGGGGUCACAUUUGUAGAACGAAAUUUUUUAAAAUAAUGAUGGUAGAACAAUCUGAAGGGGAGGAAGAAUCUGAGACUGACUUUAGUAAAGAACAAAAAGAAGAAGGAAUUCUUAUGGAAGCUAAGACUAUGCAAUUAUCUGUGUUGAACAAAGAAGGAACGCCACUCAUGAGAACAUUCAAAGUCCUGGGAAAUCUGAAAUGGCUGAUUGAGGAAAAGAAGGUGCAUAUUUUGAUUGAUUGUGGAGCUACUCACAAUUUUAUUUCACAGAAGAUUGUUGAGGAAUGGAAGAUACCUUUUGAUUGCAUUACGGGGAAUAAAGUGCAGCUAGGGAAUGGGGAAUUUCUUCCCAACUAUGGUAGGUGUGAUGGGUUAACAGUGGUUGUACAAGGAAAUGAAAUUUUGCAAAAAUUUUACAUUCUGCAAUUGGGGGGAGUGGAUGUAGUGCUGGGAAUGAGCUGGUUAACUGGCCUAGGGGAUAUGGCAGUUAACUUUCAAAAUCAGACCAUCAAAUGGGAGGUACAGGGGCAGAAGGCUAGUAUACAAGGAGAUCAUCAACUAUGAAUAAAUAAGGAGAUGAAGAGCUUGGUGAAUAAGAGAGGAGAAGGAAACUUUCUGAACUAUCAUGUGUUAUCUAUUGAUAUUGAAGAAGAAAGUGUUCAAAAGCAAGAAGUUGCUGUCCUCGAUGUUGCAGCAGGUGGUGACUUCACCUCCACAGAAUCUGAAAGAACCAAAUUACAAAAACAAAUGUCAUGGCAUCUGUGUAAAUCCACUGUGAAAUACAUAGGGAAGAAGAUGGAAGCAGCAAAACUAAAAGUCCAGCAAUCCAUCCAGUAUUGGAAAGGGAGAGGUGCUAGGAUGAAGGAAAAGAAGAAGAUGGUGGUUGUGUUCUCUCGCCCACCUUGAGGGCAAGGUGGAUGUUUAGGGGGGGGAGAAUUGUUAGGAAUUGGGCUUAAUAGACUGUUGGGAAUUGGGCCUAAUAGACUAAGAAUAAUAAUAAGUGUAUUAGUUAGUAUAAAUAGACUAAACUGGGGAGAAGUCAGGGGGAUUUGAGACAUUUUAAUCUGGGAUUUUGGGAAGAUCGAGAACUUUCUCUUUCUUUUGGGGGGCUACGGCUCAUUGGGGGCUUCGGCCAUUGUUACGGAACUUUUCUUCUUCAAUAACAUUUCAGUUGUUUUGCUUAAUAUCUUGUGGAUUUUCUGCACAUCGGGAGCUUGUUUUAUCAAUUGUCAAAUAAGCUUUCGAACUAGUGGCAAUUUAACAAUUGGGUCUUGAAUCAGAUGACUUUAAGAUAUACACUACUUCACCCAUUGAAAAACAACAAUUUAGGCUUUUUUACCCGUUGGGUGCUGGUAAGGAAAUGUGAUCUGGUUAUUUCCUAAUUCCUAGUGGGAUACUGGGAUGUUACCGGUACCAAAUAGGUAAAAAGGCUCAAUUGCUUUUUCUCGAUUGGUUGAGUGGUGUAUUUGUAAUGGUAUUUGGUUCAGGGACUCAAUUGCAAAAUUGCUAUUAGUUCGAGACUACGAGGGCUUAUUUGACCAUUUUCUCUAAAAGUUUUAAAUAUUAACCAUUAUUAAAGUUACCUACAUUGGAGUGACGUUCAUUGUCAUUCUUCACUAUGAUUCAACAAGUUCUCCACAUUUAAAACCCAUUCAAUUGGGAGCAUAUCCAUAGAGGAGUUAGACACUCAGACUUAUCCCCCCCCUGUAAAAUCACUGCAUGAUGCUUUCAGCACUGCUCAGAAUUUAUUAUAUGACAAGACUCCAAAGCUGCUGCAAGCUUUGCUUCUUGCUUAUUACGUUUAGUGUGACUUCAUUAUCAUGUCUUUUUUUCAUUUUAAGGAGGGGCAUGGGUAGUUACGGACUUACGGCUUAUUUUAUUAUGUUUUGCACUCUUCUAUUUCAAGUUGAAGAUUUACUGUUAUAAUUUCAUCUGUGGGACUUUCGCUAAAUGUGCUCAACUACAUAAUUUCAUUCAUCCAGUCAACUUUAAUUUUAUAAUCAUUAUUUGUAUUGUUGUUGUUGUUGAUGAUGGUCUUGCUGCUGUUGUUGUCAUGAUUAGUGUUAUUAUUUUGAGAUAGUUCUCUUAAUAUGCUUACUUCACAAAAACAGAAUGUGAUAAACCAAUUUUCUCGGAUACUUCAAGAUCAACGCUGCUCACUCUUUGGAAAUGUAUCUCUUGGGUCGCUGAUAUCCUUGGCUGAGCUGCGUGAUCUAUAUGAUGUGGUAGUGCUUUGCUAUGGUGCUGAAGGUGACCGAGAACUUGGCAUUCCUGGAUUUGUCAGGGAUAUAUCCUGCUAGAGACUUUGUCUGGUCGUAUAAUGGGCAUCCUGACUGCAGAUACUUGGCUCCAGAUUUGAAGAACACUGAUACAGCUGUUAUUGUUGGUCAGGGAAAUGUCGCUCUUGAUAUGGCCCGUAUGCUUUUGCGACCAACAGCAGAGUUGGCAAAAACUGAUAUCGCCUCACAUGCCUUGGCUGCUCUAGAAGAGAGUUCUAUAAGAAAAGUUUAUGUUGUUGGCAGACGUGGACCGGUGCAAGCAUCUUUCAUUGCAAAGGAGUUGCGUGAAACUCUUGGUAUCAAGAAUUUGUUCAUUCACAUUGACAGAGCAGACCUGCAUAAAACUCCUGCUGAUGAGGAUGUACUCAAGAAUAAUCGGAUCAAUAGGAGAGUUCAUGAGUUGCUGUCUCAGGCAGCUACUCCUACACCUUUAUUCCCUUCUCCUGGACAACGUGAACUGCACUUUAUUUUCUUUCGAAAACCAGAUAGGUUUUUAGAAUCAGAUGCUAGGUCUGGUCAUGUGGCUGGGGUGCACUUUGAGCGAACAACUCUUAGAGAUGUCGGAUCUGGAAAACAGAUUGCAGUUGGUAUAGGACAGUUUGAGGACAUGAGAUGCGGGCUGGUUUUGAAAAGCAUUGGUAAUAAGUCAAUAUGUGUAGAUGGCUUACCUUUCGAUCACAAGAAUGGCAUAGUUCCAAACAUUAGCGGUCGUGUCCGAAGUGAUUCUACAUGUCUUACAGAGGUUGAGAAGGGUUUAUAUGUAUGUGGUUGGUUGAAAAGAGGAGCAACUGGAAUCAUCGGUACCAAUCUUUACUGUGCUGAAGAGACUGUUGCUAGCAUCUGUGAGGAUAUCAAGAAAGGAAUUCUGCCAUCUGACUUUUCUUCAAAGCCAGGGAAGAAGGGCCUUCUUGAACUACUAGAUACAAGAAGCUCAGUAGCCGUCGCAUCUGAAGAGAAGAGAGAGGGUGUUUGAGAGAUGAUUUGGUUUUGAAAGAUCAUCCAUCUCCAAGUGCAACUGCUCAUUUUUUGAAGAUUGAAGUAAUAAGAUCUUUUACCUUCACAAGACGAAGCAGAAAUAGAUAAUGUAUUGACAGUCCCUCGGAACUGGAAGACACUAGUGCAGAAUGUGAAAAGUUCAUCUGGACCUCGAUCUGGACAGCCAAGAAAAAUAAAAUACAUGUUUGGAAUUAAAGUUAUCUUCAUUUAGAAUGUUCAUUUGUAUUUAUUUACUUAUUUUUUCGUUUGUUUGUUUUGGCUCUGUAAAUUUCCAACUUUCCUUCUUCUAUCCAUGUUGUUUUGAAUCUUUUG